Molecule: messenger RNA, 3422 nt
Organism: Xenopus laevis (African clawed frog)
Lineage: Eukaryota; Metazoa; Chordata; Amphibia; Anura; Pipidae
Gene: sptlc1.L
Product: serine palmitoyltransferase, long chain base subunit 1 L homeolog
Biological process (GO): ceramide biosynthetic process; sphingosine biosynthetic process; sphingomyelin biosynthetic process
Cellular component (GO): endoplasmic reticulum
Molecular function (GO): serine C-palmitoyltransferase activity; pyridoxal phosphate binding
Source: RefSeq, marked provisional
UCCGGCCUUGACGCCUCCCGAACAUGGCGACGAGUCAGCAAUGGGUUUUGGUGGAGAUGGUGCAGGCGUUUUACGAGGCACCUGCAUACCAUUUGAUUCUGGAAGGGAUUCUGAUUUUGUGGAUUAUCAGACUAAUAUUUUCCAAGACAUACAAAUUGCAGGAGCGUUCAGACCUCACAGAGAAGGAGAAGGAAGAAUUGAUUGAUGAAUGGCGCCCAGAGCCUCUUGUUCCUCCAGUCUCUAAAGAUCAUCCAGCUCUCAACUAUAAUAUUGUUUCUGGACCCCCAAGUCACAAGAUUGUUGUAAAUGGAAAAGAAUGCAUUAAUUUUGCAUCGUUUAAUUUCCUUGGUCUUCUAGAUAAUGCGAGAGUUAAGAGUGCAGCUCUUGCUUCUCUUAGAAAGUAUGGUGUUGGAACCUGCGGACCAAGGGGAUUUUAUGGUACUUUUGAUGUGCAUUUAGAACUGGAAGAAAGAUUGGCAAAAUUUAUGAAGACCGAAGAAGCUAUAAUUUAUUCCUAUGGGUUUGCAACUGUUGCUAGUGCAAUCCCAGCAUAUUCCAAAAGAGGAGACAUUGUGUUUGCGGAUGAGGCUGCAUGUUUUGCUAUUCAAAAAGGGUUGCAAGCAUCACGAAGCAGUAUCAAGUACUUUAAACACAAUGAUAUGGAUGACUUAGAGAGAUUACUAAAGGAGCAGGAGCUGGAAGAUCAAAAGAAUCCCCGAAAAGCUUGUGUGACAAGGAGAUUUAUUGUUGCAGAAGGAUUGUAUAUGAAUACUGGUGAUAUUUGUCCUCUUCCUAAACUGGUUGAAUUGAAGUAUAAGUACAAAGUGAGGAUAUUUCUAGAAGAGAGCCUCUCUUUUGGCGUUUUGGGGGAACAUGGCCGAGGAGUUACAGAACAUUUUGGAAUAAAUAUUGAUGACAUAGACCUCAUUAGUGCCAAUAUGGAGAAUGCAUUGGCAUCAAUUGGAGGAUUUUGCUGUGGGCGAUCAUUUGUCAUCGAUCACCAGCGACUGUCUGGUCAAGGUUACUGCUUCUCUGCAUCCUUGCCUCCUCUCUUGGCUUCAGCAGCUAUUGAAGGUCUUAACAUCAUGGAGGAAAACUCAGAGGUAUUUCAUGACCUAAGGGUUAAAUGCAAGCGAAUUCAUAAAGCUUUGCAGGGAAUUUCUGGUUUAAAAGUGGUAGGUGAGAGCUUCUCUCCUGCAUUUCACCUGCAACUAGAAAAGAGCACUGGAUGUCGUGAAAAAGAUAUGAAAUUGCUCCAAAAUAUAAUAGAUCAUUGUAUGACCAGGGAAAUUGCAUUGACUCAGGCACGUUAUUUGGAAAAAGAAGAGAAAUUUCUUCCCCCUCCAAGCAUAAGAGUGGUAGUGACGGUGGAGCAGACAGAGGAAGAGCUGGAUACAGCUGCAUCAAUUAUUAAACAAGCUGCAUCAUUGUUCCUGGAUUAAAUGCAUUUUUGGAACCAAUUUGAUUUUCAUAUAUUCAGCUCACAGGUUGCCUUUUCAAACUGGAUACAUUCCAUGUAUAAAGGAAGGAAAGGGCCUGCCAACCUUGCAAAACAUCUUGAGAAAACCAAAAAUUUAAAGGUAACUGUAGUUAUUUUAAAAACCCAUCAACAAACUCAACCCUACCAUGCUGUUUGUCAGUAGUGCAUUACUAUUUGCUGACUCAUGCUGGAAACAGCCAAUCAAAGCAUGUGAAAUCGGAGUCAGUGACUCACAGCAUGAGUGUGUGCAGCAGCCGGAAUAAGGUUAGGUUGAGGAACUCGUGAAGUGUUACACACAUAAACAAGUUGAAAAAAUAAAUACACGUGAAGCAGAUUUAUUUAACAUCUGCUACAUUUUUUACAAUAGCAACAGUUCCACUUUAAAUAUAUAUGGUGCAUGCAAUUAUCUUCAUAUGCACCAAUUUUAUUAAUACACUUUCUUUGUUAUGUCUGUCCUUUUCCCCUUUCUGAUUAGAAGCAAAUUUAAGAUUGUUCUCACCAAACAAUAUUGUAAAACGUAUGCUGCCCCUACAAUGAGAUGAGCCCUAUGUAUAUCAUAAACACGUAUGUACAUGUUUUGUCUCAAAUGCAGAUAUUUCAGGUAUUUAAUCCAUUUCAGACCUGGCUUUGCCUUAGAAGGUCUGCCACAAGUACUGGGGCGUUAGAACGAGAUGCAGCUUUGGUUUACACUAUUAUUAUUCUACCCCUUCCAAUGUCAUUAGUUCACAUAUGUUUCUAGGUACAUGUAAAAAAUUCUAUAAUUGCACUGGAUUUCUGAAAAACAUAUCCAAAGUAGAAAUGUUUAUGCCAUAGAAUGUGCUAUAGAAACAAUAUCCAUUUCUUUUAGAUGCUAUAUUUAGUUUACUAAUUCUAUUAGUCUUAUCCUUGUCUUCUAAGGCAAAGCUAAAAUUUCUUUCAUAUUGCUGACUACUGCAGUAGAGUUUCUUGACAAUAUCAGUAGGCCUAGUUUUAUAUUUAAAAAAAAAAAAGUUAUUUCCUACAGAGAAAAUAUUGUAUCAUUAACAUUUUUUUACGACAUUUAUGAAAGGUUUCUGGUUUUUCUAUAUAAAUGAUUCUGGCACAAAAUAAUUUCUAAUUAAUACUUGGAAUAUUGUAUUGACUACUUCCACAUUGUGCUCAGACAUUAGUGUAUACUGUGAGCAUUUGUGCAGCAGGGUGUCUGUACAGCCUUCCAGAACUUAUGUUCACAAUCCCAGCCCAUUUAUUAUUUUCUGUUUCCUAUUAGCUAGGCAUAAACCCAGGCUAUAAUUUUAGGGUUCAGCCAAAUGGCACUACUAGAGUUUUUGCUGCCUAAUGAACUGAUUUGUAAUUUGCAUAAUAAAUGUACACAAUUAGCCCACAUGACUUAAGUUUAUCAGGGCUCUAUUUGCAUUGCCCAGGUAUCCUCACUUACUGGGGCGACAUGAAAAAUAGAAACGGGCCUAAGGCAAAUUAUUUAUAUGAACCAAAUCAAAUAGAUUUCCUUUUGCUAAGUGAGAACUACUCUGUUUAGUAUGGAAACCAAUGAUAUCUCAAACAUCAGUGUGAAUGAUGGAGGUGGCCUCUUUUCUGCAUUAUUACUGAUUGAAUCUGAGUGAAGAUAAUAGCAACAAAAGGACGGGUGGUUUGCACUCCAAAACAACCAACAGGGGCAACAUGCAGCAUCGCUGUAUUUUUGUUACACACACAUUCCUUUUUUUAGGUGAGCAAUACUAUAUAUAUAUAUACAAAAUAUAGAUACAUGUACACACUAAUGACAGGUGAUUUAACUGUAAAUUACUUUAUCUCAAAAGGUAAUCCUGUUUCACCUAGUUUUUUCCUUUGUAUUUGAACGUUUAUCUGUACUGUACCAGCUUUGGAAUGCUUUUAAAUAUGUGCCUUUUUCUUUUGUUGCUGCUAAACAGAAUAAAAACUUUGUUUAAAUAAAACUUUCUAACUACAA